Molecule: messenger RNA, 1635 nt
Organism: Darwinula stevensoni
Lineage: Eukaryota; Metazoa; Arthropoda; Ostracoda; Podocopida; Darwinulidae
Source: the annotation of a GenBank genome assembly
AUGCAGAUGGGUGCAAACGCUCCAGGCAUCUGGUACCCUGAUCGCAUGACCGAAAUCCAGGAGAUGGUGAGCUGCUUGCGACAGCUAAAGAGGGAGACACACAUCGACCUCCGUAUCAUGGAACGAGAACAAGAGAGCUUCCACAUUCAGUACAAUCAGUACGACGAAAUAAAUAGGGCGCUGAAUUUCCUACAAAGUCGGGAGGGGCAGCAAGGGAUAGAAGCGAAUAUCCUUCUCCUUCAAACCCAGAAUGCAGAGAUGCAGCAUAGUCUUCAGCAGAAAGUUGCUGCCAUUGAGGAGGCCCGCAGAGCGUAUUGGCAGAAGCAGCUGUCCAACUUCCAGCGCUUGCAGGCCCUGCUGGAGGUGGUGGAUAGCGAAUUGGUCAUGUAUAAGAGGGAGCAGCAGCUCGCCGGGAACGGAACUCCAAUUACCCGCAGUCUGGAUCAAAUUCAGAUUUGGUUUGAAGGGUUGGCCGAACACAUCUGGGAGAUGCGGCAGCAGAUCACUGCAUUCCAACGGCUGCGCGAGAGCUCUAGGUUUCAGUUCAACGACCAAGUCAUCCAGGUUGACUCGCUGGCAUCGGAGGUCACUGCGCUCCUCUCCACCCUCAUCACCAAGGCGUUUGUGAUUGAGAAUCAGCCUCUCUCCACCCUCAUCACCAAGGCGUUUGUGAUUGAGAAUCAGCCGCCGCAAGUGGUGAAAACAGGCACCAAGUUCGCAGCCUCGAUCCGCUUGCUCGUCGGGGGGAAGCUCAAUAUUCACAUGAUUUCUCCUCAGGUGACGGCGAGCAUCGUCAGCGAGGCACAGGCGAGGCAACUCUACCAACGAGAUAACCCCCCUACUUCCCGCAUCGACACCUGCGGAGAGAUCCUCAACAAUAAGGGAACCAUGGAGUACCACCCGAGCCGUCGCCAUCUCAUCGCCUCCUUCAGCUUGACUGAACUGCGAAGGCCAUUCAGGAGCAUGCAGCUGCGUCGGAUCAGGCGAACUGAGAGGAGGGGAAACGAGUCAGUGACGGACGAGAAGUUCGCUCUCCUCUUCCAGACAUCCUUCAAAAUCGCCGGGGAUGUCCCUGUGGAGGUAUGGGCCCUGUCGCUGCCCGUGGUCGUGAUCGUCGGCGGGGCCCAGGAGCUCAACGCGUGGGCCACGGUCAGCUGGGACAACGCCUUCGCGGAGGCGGGCCGCGCUCCGUUCGACGUCCCGGACCAUGCCCCUUGGUCUAAGGUGGCCGAGAUGCUCAAUGCCAAGUUCAUGUCGGCGUGCGGGCGCUCCCUCACGGAAGACAACCUGCGGUUUCUCGCUGCGAAGGCCUUCCGGAGCCGCAUAUCGCAAGACUACAACAGCCUCUCCCUGACGUGGAACCAGUUCUGCAAGGAGCCUCUGCAAGACCGCAGCUUCACCUUCUGGGAGUGGUUCCACCAGAUCCUGAAGCUGACGCAGAGGGACCUCAGCUUCCUCUGGAACGACGGGUGGGGUCACGGCAUCCCAGCGGUCGAUCCUGGGGUUCAUCGGGAGGGAGCAGACGACGGAGAUCCUGCAGCAGUGCCGGCCGGGGACGUUCCUUCUCAGGUUUUCGGACUCGGAGCUCGGCGGCAUCAGCAUUUCCACGAUCACCAGUUCGUCUGGAUCCAGUAA